UAAGUUCAAUCGAUAUUUCUCCACCUCUAAUACGCGACGCCGAGGAAAAUUUCCAGAAUUUGAGGACGCAGCUAUAGUGCAAAAUAGUGCAAAUAGUUACUAAAUUUAAGUGAAACGUGUAAAUAGAAGCAUACUGGUCGCGUCUAGUGUGAAGGGUCUAUGAAAAACGAGUGGAAAGUACGUGAAAACAAGCAAAAACGCAAACGCAAUAAAGGCCAGGUGUAAGUGUGUGCGUACGAGUGUUUCUCUUUUCCUUCGCCUAAAGUGGAGCGCACUCAAUUAUUUGUGGAUGGCUCUCCACAACAACAAAGUCUCGAGAUCAAAAAAAACAAAUGCAAAAAAUGUUGAGGCAACGAAAGGCGAAAGAACAAUAACGAAGGCGAAAGCGAGACAAUGUAAUAUAAAAGAAAUUAACGCAUUAAACAGAGUACAAGCACAGCAGUUGCAAUUGCAUUGGAAAUUAAAAUUCGUGCGACAGAAGCGGACGACGUUGUAAAAAUACGUGACAAAUCGCUUACACAGACACAGCCACACAUACACAUACACACACAUUCACACUCCCCCACCACAUAGCAAUCACACACAUAAGCGAAAGAGAGACUGAAAGAGGGAGAUAGAUAGGGAAGGAAAGAAAGAAAAAGAGGCGAACGUGAAUUAACAAACAAACAAGAAAUAUUUUCGCAAAAAAGACAAACACAAAAAUCCAAUAAAGUGUAUUACAUAAAUAAACACAGCGCCAGCGACCCCAAAAUAUUAUGGAAAUAACUGCUGCCUCAGUCUCUGCCUCAGCCAGCGUCAGCGUCAGCGGCAAGGAGAACGAUAACGUCAACAAUCUGACGCUACUCGCCUCGCUGACGUUACAAAAAGUGCUGAAUAUCAAAAGCAACAACAGCGAUACUCAAAUACAACAGAAACAGCAGCUACAGCAGCAGCAGCAGCUACGACAAAGCCUCAAUAUAAGCGAUAAUAACGUAUUGAACGAACUGCUUAAAAAUGGAGCUGUAUUCACAAAAUCCGUUACCACACCCACAGCGCCCAUUGCCAUUGAAAGAAAGAGGCAGCCCCAGCAGCAGCAGCCCCAACAACAAAAACAUCAGAAUAGCGCACAGAAACAACGACUCAACUCAUCCAUAUCAUCGACCAACUCAUCCACAUCCACAAACUCCUCGUACGGCAGCUCGUCAGAUGAUGCAGCUGCAGCUGCAACAACGGCCACAACACUUGCAACACCAAGGACAACAACAGCAACAAGAACGGCAACCACCACGAAGGCGUCCAGCAUUAAAUUGCCAGAGAAAUCGAAAAUUCCGUCCGAUAUACUCGAUGAUCUGGCCAGCCGUUUCAUCAUCAACGUACCGGACAUGGAGCUGAACAAUCUAAUCCGAAUCUGUUUCCAAAUCGAGCUGGCCCAUUGGUUCUACUUGGACUUCUUCUGUGCCCCGGCAGCUAGUGACGAUGCCGAGUCCCAGAAGCAGACCCAGAUCGCUCGGAAGCUGCCGGUUGUGGGCAUUAAGCAGUUCGCGAUGCAGUUGUUCCAACACAUUCCCUUCCUGAACAAGCACUUUGGCACUGUGGACAAGAUCCUGGACGAGUGGAAGAACUACAAGAUGUCGGUGCCCACAUAUGGCGCUAUUCUGGUUUCCGAGGAUCACAAUCAUUGUUUGCUAGUGCAGUCCUAUUUCGCCCGAAACUCCUGGGGCUUUCCCAAAGGCAAGAUCAACGAGAACGAGGAUCCAGCCCACUGUGCCACAAGAGAGGUUUAUGAAGAGACCGGGUUCGACAUCACAGACAUCAUUGACGCCAACGACUACAUCGAGGCCUUCAUCAACUACCAGUACACUCGUCUAUACAUCGUGCGGAACAUACCGCUGGACACGCAGUUUGCGCCCCGCACCCGGAAUGAGAUUAGGUGCUGCGAGUGGUUCCGAAUCGAUUCAUUGCCGGUGAACAAGAACGAUGCCAUAUCGAAGGCCAAGCUGGGAAAGAACGCCAACUCCUUCUUCAUGAUCAUACCGUUCGUGAAGCGCCUCAAGAAGUGGGUCAACGAGAGGAAGGCCGGAAUCGAACCGCGUCGCCGCAAGUGCUCCGGUCAGCAGUCCCCAAAGGCGGCUUCGCCCACAAACAUCAACGGGAGUGGCAAGAAGGAUUUGGCCGCGGGGCGGAAUGCAUCGAGGCGCCAGCGGCACAAGUCCAUGGGCGACUUGGAUGGCGUCAAGUUGAACAAUCUCAAUGGCAAGCCGGCCGGUCCAGGAUCAGCUGCUCCUGCUCCGGCGGCUGCGGCUAUAAAAGCCAUGAACAUCUGCAAUAGCAAUGGGAAGCGCAAUAAACCGAAUGGGGCUGCGGGCAGCAAUCAGUCGACGCCAGUCACCACACUAGUGGCUGCAAAGGGAGGAGGAGCGGGAGCCACUGUCUCCUCAAAGCGUCAGUUAUUCCACAGUCAAUCGCAAAACGAUGCACAGCAGCCAGUAAGCAAUGACAAGCAGAUUGUUAGUUCUUUCGAUUUGAUACGCAUUGAGGAGCUGCAACUGAACGCAGCUAAGGUCCAGCAGCAGCAACGAUCACGCAACAUGUCCCAAAGCGAGAAUCAGCAGCCGGUUAUCAAGCAGAACAUGGGACAUCAGCCAACAACAGGCGUAGACUUGAUAGCCAUGCUAUCCGCCGCAGCGGCAGCUCAGAGGACACCACAGACCGAGCAGCCGCAGCCACAGCAACAACGUCCGCGGCCAGCUUCGGUGUCGCUGAACUUUGGAGAGAGCCAUGCGGCAACACCGACAGGCCAGGGCUCGCAAGACAUGCACCGGUUACAGCGCAUGGCCUCGGGCACCAAUUUAAGGAUUCUGAAGCGAGCACAGUCGCAGCAGCCGCCGCAGCAGCAGGUGCAGCAGCUGCCACAACAGCCGCCACCAGGCGCUGCUGACUUUACGCCAAACUUCAACUCGUGGACAAACUUCUCAUUCACCAAAAACUUUAUAGCAAAUGUGUUUUGCUAAACCUUUCAUUUCAAAACUUUUAGUGACCAUUCAUCUUUAAAAAAUUCUCAUAAAAUGCAUUUCCCAGCGAAAAACUAGGUUACAGGGAACUCUCG
Molecule: messenger RNA, 3085 nt
Organism: Drosophila bipectinata
Lineage: Eukaryota; Metazoa; Arthropoda; Insecta; Diptera; Drosophilidae
Gene: DCP2
Product: decapping protein 2
Biological process (GO): nuclear-transcribed mRNA catabolic process, nonsense-mediated decay; deadenylation-dependent decapping of nuclear-transcribed mRNA
Cellular component (GO): cytoplasm; P-body
Molecular function (GO): manganese ion binding; 5'-(N(7)-methylguanosine 5'-triphospho)-[mRNA] hydrolase activity; RNA binding
Source: RefSeq, a predicted model, not a curated record